UCCUAUUUGGAAGGAAAAGACAGCAAGCAUUCUCUCUGGUAUUUCUUUCUCUGAAUCUCUCUUUCAGCACUACCAUUUUACUCAUACAAACUCGCACAUUUCUGCGCUAACCUGAGCGUUUCUUGUUCACUUCUUGGCUGCAUGUUCAAGACUUGAUUGUUCUGGUUUUCACGUAACCUUGUUUAAUUUCUGCUUCCUGGCUUCCUUUUCCUUUUCUGUUCCCUGUCUGUGAAAAAAUGAAAAGCGAACGUCUGGUUGUUUCGGUAACAAAAUCUGUGGUUGGAUGCUGAUAACAUGGAGGACAAAGCAACAAAACUAUAUUUCUUUUCUUUUCUUGAUUUCCUUCUUUGUAAGAAAAAGCAGUAAGAUUUUUGUCGAUCAAUCCUCCUGAAUGGUAUCACCUCGGCUUGGAAGUGCAAGAGAUUAUCUUCUUUCUUUUUUUGUUGUCAAGAUUUCCUCGUUCACCCACACCACUUUUUUUUUUUUUCCCUUCUCUUUUUUGAGUUGAUUCGUCUUCAGUAUCUUUUUUUUCCUAUCUGAUACUAAUAAUACCUUUUAAUUCAGAGAUGGAGCACAUUAGAACUCCGUUUAGAGGCAUCCUAAACGAUGUUAGAGGAAGAGCAGCCUGCUAUAAACAAGAUUGGGUUGCAGGCAUUCUUUCUGGAUUCGGUAUACUGGCACCAACUACGUAUAUCUUCUUCGCUUCAGCCCUUCCUGUUAUUGCCUUCGGCGAGCAACUUAGAAGAGAUACAGAUGGAAGCUUGAGCACAGUGGAAACUUUAGCUUCUACUGCUCUUUGUGGCAUCAUACACUCAAUACUUGGUGGGCAACCUCUAUUAAUAUUAGGAGUUGCAGAACCCACUGUUUUAAUGUACACUUAUCUGUACAAAUUUGCCAAAGGAAGGGAAGAAUUAGGGCAAAAACUAUUCUUGGCGUGGGCUGGAUGGGUUUGCGUCUGGACAGCUCUUUUGCUGUUCCUUCUUGCAAUAUUCAAUGCGUGUGCUAUAAUCAAUCGGUUUACUCGAGUAGCAGGCGAACUUUUUGGCAUGUUGAUUGCUGUUUUGUUCAUGCAAGAGGCUAUCAAGGGCAUGGUCAGCGAGUUUGAAAUUCCCAAAGCUGAAGACCCGAAGCUAGAUAAGUAUCAAUUUCAGUGGCUUUACACUAAUGGACUUCUGGGUAUCAUAUUCACUUUUGGCCUUCUUUAUACUGCAUUAAAAAGUAGAAGGGCAAGAGCAUGGUGGUAUGGCACAGGUUGGUUUAGAAGUUUUAUUGCAGACUAUGGUGUUCCUUUAAUGGUUGUGGUGUGGACAGCACUUUCAUUUAGUAUACCAAGCAAAGUUCCUUCUGGGGUUCCCAGAAAACUUUUUAGCCCUCUUCCAUGGGAAUCUGCAUCCUUACAUCACUGGACUGUCAUCAAGGAUAUGGGGAAUGUCCCCCCAGCAUAUAUCUUUGCUGCCUUUGUUCCUGCUGUGAUGAUAGCAGGGCUCUACUUUUUUGACCACAGUGUUGCAUCCCAGAUGGCACAACAAAAGGAGUUCAAUCUUAAAAAUCCUUCUGCGUAUCAUUAUGACAUCUUGUUGCUGAGCUUUAUGACUUUGCUUUGUGGAAUACUUGGGCUACCUCCUUCUAAUGGUGUUCUACCACAGUCUCCUAUGCAUACUAAGAGCCUUGCUGUCCUCAAAAGACAGUUGAUUCGAAGGAAGAUGGUGGAAAGUGCCAAAGAAAGCAUCAAGCAGAAAGCUAGCAACUCUGAAAUCUAUGGCAUGAUGCAGGAUGUGUUCAUUGAAAUGGACAGCAGUCGAAUUACUACAGUAGUUAGAGAGCUGGAAGCCCUGAAGGAGGCAGUCAUGAAAGGAGAAAAUCCAAAGGAUAAAUUUGAUCCUGAGAAGCACAUUGAUGCCUACUUGCCUGUCCGAGUUAAUGAGCAGAGAGUAAGCAAUUUUCUGCAGUCACUACUUGUGGCAGCAUCAGUGAGUGCUGUGCCUGCAAUAAAGUUGAUACCUACAUCAGUCCUUUGGGGAUAUUUUGCUUACAUGGCAAUCGACAGUCUCCCUGGGAACCAGUUCUGGGAAAGAAUGCUACUUCUCUUCGUUACACCUGGCCGACGCUACAAGGUCUUGGAGGGGGUUCAUGCUUCUUUUGUGGAAUCAGUUCCAUUCAAAUACAUUGCCAUAUUUACAAUCUUCCAAUUCGUGUAUUUCCUAUUCUGUUAUGGUGUGACAUGGAUUCCGAUAGCUGGAAUCUUGUUCCCUUUGCCGUUCUUUGUUCUCAUCAGCAUAAGACAACACAUCCUUCCUAAGUUGUUCUGUCCAAAUCAUUUGCGGGAACUAGAUGCAGCUGAGUAUGAGGAGAUCACCGGAACCCAACGACUGUCUCUCAGCCUCUCUUUCAAGGAAAGAGAAGCACAUGUUCUUGGAAACGAGGAAGGGGAAGUGGAGAUGUGUGAUGCUGAGAUAUUUGACGAGCUGACUACCAGCAGAGGGGAGUUGAAGGUUAGAACUGUAAGCUUCAGUGAAGAGAAAAAUACUCAGGUUUAUCCUGAGGGUGCUGUCCAACCAGAAUGAGACGAUAAACCAUCUUGAUCACGACUAAAAAAUUUAAAGGAUGAUAAUGAAAAAUGAUACUUCAACGAGAAAAGAAUCCCAUCAUGUGAUAGUUACAG
This is a messenger RNA of Populus euphratica (Euphrates poplar), 2662 nucleotides long. Its product is annotated as boron transporter 4-like. The coding region runs from base 567 to 2564 and encodes 665 amino acids. The transcript has 13 exons. Gene Ontology annotation, biological process: transmembrane transport; monoatomic anion transport; monoatomic ion homeostasis. The record is from RefSeq and is a predicted model, not a curated record. Gene Ontology annotation, cellular component: plasma membrane. Gene Ontology annotation, molecular function: solute:inorganic anion antiporter activity. NCBI's taxonomy places the organism in Eukaryota, Viridiplantae, Streptophyta, Magnoliopsida, Malpighiales, Salicaceae.